Molecule: messenger RNA, 916 nt
Organism: Schistosoma turkestanicum
Lineage: Eukaryota; Metazoa; Platyhelminthes; Trematoda; Strigeidida; Schistosomatidae
Source: the annotation of a GenBank genome assembly
AAGAUAUUGGAUAUUGAAAAGGUGGAUUUUUGAUUCCCCAGGGUCGAUUUGUUUUUGUGUACUCAAUCCAAGUCUGAUUGCGAGUAUUACUUAGUGGUCGACCAUAUGUGCUUACAGGCUUCUGAAAUACUGAACUUACUCCCUCUUCCCUUCAAAGGUUACUACUUGGCAAUAACAGUUAUCCAGUAAUAUCAAAUAGGAAAUCUCGGUAAACUAAGGACACUUUCCCGCCAACAACCAUCUGAAACAUUUUGAAUAAAGUUAUUAGUAACCAGCUUAGAUGGUAUCGGAGAAUUUCCUAGAUAUGUUCUCACUGCUUCCUAGACUUAUCGUGUUCGAUCUCGAUUUCACCCUGUGGCCACUGUGGUGUGACACACAUGUUUCUCCUCCUUUCACAAGAAAAAAUAACAGCGUGUACGAUGCUACAGAAAGACGAGUUAUUGUGUACUCGGAUGCGCAAGCAAUAUUAAGGAUGAUCAAUGAGUCCCCGAGAGUUAAACUAGCAUGUGCUUCGCGCACUUCUGCUAUCAAUGUCGCUCAACAACUUUUACAAGCUCUCAAUUGGUCGGAUUUAUUUGAUUACGCAGAAAUAUACCCUGGGUCUAAGAUCGCUCACUUUAGGAGAUUUCAUGAAUUAUCUGGCAUAGGCUAUGCAGAUAUGUUAUUUUUCGAUGAUGAAACUCGUAAUAUUAAUGAAAUUUCUAGACUAGGCGUACAGUGUCAUUUGGUUGAACAUGGGAUAACAUUAAAUCUUUUAGAAGAUGCUUUAAGAAAAUUUCAACGACAAAGAAAAAUUCAUGAAUAUAUUUAAAUUGACUGGAUUUGUAAAUGUAUUCAUUCCGUAGAAGGAAGAUUAUUUCUGUAAUAAAAUUGUUUUGGUUAUGUGUGUUUAUGAGAAGUACAUGUUUUAUUUUCA